This is a messenger RNA of Microplitis demolitor, 3578 nucleotides long. Its product is annotated as 120.7 kDa protein in NOF-FB transposable element. Bases 1 to 771 code for a protein of 256 amino acids. Lineage: Eukaryota; Metazoa; Arthropoda; Insecta; Hymenoptera; Braconidae. The record is from RefSeq and is a predicted model, not a curated record. The transcript is spliced from 2 exons.
AUGCCCCGUGAAUCAGCUAUUUCUGUUGAAGUAGCAGUAAAUGUAUUAAAAAAAUAUAUUACAUUUUUUAUUCCUGAUACAUUGCCUCAAUGGUCUUCACCUGUGUGGAAACAAAUAGCAGAUGAUCUUGAUUUGAAAGAUAAAUGGACUGUGGAAUCUGUACGUACUAAUGUGACAAAGGAUAGGAGAAAAAUUUUAACGCUAGCCAGAGAACAGUGUGGAAUAUUUUUACCAAAGAAUAAACCUGAGAGCUCGUGUAAUUUUAAUUUAAACACAAGUAGUAACAAUUAUGAUGAUAACGACGAUGAUGAUGAUGGUGAGGAUGAUGACGAUAAUGAUAAUGAUCCUGAUUAUGUUGUGAAUUCAAAUUUUGAAGAGCUGAGUGAUUUGGAAGAAUUUGAUGUUGAGGUAACGAGACAAUUGUGGAAUGAAAUGCUAAGGCAAAAACCUUCGAUUAUUAAAGGUCGUGAACGAUUUGGUUUAGAACCGAGAGUAUGGACUGAUAUCAUUGCACAUGCAUUUUGGCAACAAUAUCGGUUGAAGUGUGCUUUCGUUUUUAAAAAAGGUGCAAUUAGAGAAAAUGGUAUACACUAUAUGACUAUGAGAGGUCGUUGUAAAGAUUCGAAAUGUAGCAAUCCAUUUUUUGGUUUCAUUGAAAAUCCACCUGGUGAAAACGGUUCCAUUUAUGUCAAAGUACAUUGUCGCGAUCUAGGAAUUCAAGACAUGCAGAUAUUCAGCGACCUCUACAAAGUGUCAAGCGAAAAAAAGUAGGUAAAGAGGCACUAGAAAAGGGUGUCUCUGGAUUUAUAAAGCAAUCAGGGAAACAAUUAUUGCAACCUGGUGACACUGAAUGCCCUUUUCUCUACAAGCCAACUGUUAUCUAUCAAACAAAAAAAGAAUCACUCGAUGAUGACUUGGGCAUGAAACCUGUGGAUAGAAAAAAUUUGAUAAAUGCAAUACAAAGAAUAAAUGAAAAUCCGGAAUAUUUAGAUUCAAUUAUUAUGAUCGGUGUUGCACCAUUCUUUGUCAUGUAUGCAACUGUACCUCAGGUUCAUUGUUACAAAGAAUACUCACGAACUCAUAACCGACAUUCUUCGAUAUGUGUAGAUUCAACAGGAGGAUUGGUCCAUAAAGUCAAGGAUUUAAAUGGAAAUCCAGGUGGCCAUAUCUUUCUUUAUGAAAUUGUAAUAAAUUUCGAUGGGACUUCUCAGACCAUUUAUCAAAUGUUGUCUGAAGUUCAUGAUACUGAUUUUAUUUCUUAUUGGUUUAAGAAAUGGUUGCGUUUGACAAAAAACAGGCCGCCGCGUGAAGCUGUAUCGGACGGAGCUCGUGCUCUUUUAAAUGCAAUGUGUGAUGCAUUUAAUAAAUGCCCACUAGUACAGUAUAUUGAACUAUGCUAUCAAGAUGCUAAAAAAAUGACUCAAUACCAACCUACUACUUACAUUCGACAAGAUACUGCACAUUUUAUACAUGCAGCUACUCAGUGGGAUUGCCUCAAAGCCGUUUUACACUUACCAGUAAAAAAAUUUUUUAUUUUUUGUAUUGGUCUUUUAGUUGAUUGUACAAGUAUAGAAAAUUUUGAACGAGUUUUCCAGUUGAUUCUUGUUGUUUUCGAAUCAAUGUAUGAAGACACAGUUAAUUUUUAAAUAAUGCAGCAAUAACUCCUGUAGAUGCUAGGUCCGAGCUGGAGAGUUUAAUAUCAAACAGGAAAAUUGAAGCUUUUAUCGAAGAUGUGUCGGAUAAGUUUAAAAACACUGAUGAUUAUGAAAAAAAUAAUAUGUUGAAUAAUCCUGUACAUGACUCAGGCGCAGAUUCACCUAAUAUGUCAUGAAGUGGGUUAAUGGUUUGAUAGAUUGUACGCAAAAUAUUAUUUUUUCAGGAGAAAAAAAAUUGAACUGUUUUUAUAUACCAGAUACUCGAAUUGCACUUGUCAAAAAAGUUAAAGAAUUUCCUCUUUGGACAAACGUAUGUGUACCUGACCCUGAAGUACGUGCUACAUCUAGCUAUGUAGAAUCUGAUUUCGGUAAUUUAAAAAAUACUCUGAAACACAGAAUUCAGUUACCUACAACAAUACCAAUAUUUUUACGACUGCAUCUAGAUAACAUCAUAGGAGGCAUAAAUUUGUUUAACAAAAAAUAUGUCAAGUUUUUAGAUGACAUUCUUAAUAAGUCACUAGAGAAAAGUUCUGAUAAUUUAAAUACUAAUGAUUCUAAUGUAGUCACAGAUGAUAGUUAUCUUGAAAAUUGGGGAGGACAAGGAAAAAAUCCGAAUGAAAAAAAUUUUGAUUGGAUUAAUAAAAAACUAAAUGACAAUGAUCAAAAUGAUUAUAAAAUAGUGGAACCAGAAAAUAGUUCGAUAGAUAACACUAGCAAUUCAAAGAAUGAUGACGUUAAUCAUCUCCACACGAACGAUAAUUUCGAUUAUUUUCAUCAAGAAAACCUCAAUGGAACUUCAUUACUUAAUAAUGAAAAUGACCAAAGUAAUAUUGAAUCAAAUAAUAGCUCUAUGAUUAUGGAACAUGACUAUUGUAGCCAAAAAGUUAGUCAACCAAUCCCAAAACAGGGUGAAAAAAAUUGUCUAACAUUAGCUAUUGAAAAAAAAAAAGAGAAAGAUAGUUGAGGAAGGGUAUUAUUUCAAAGAUUGUCCGGAAAUGAAAUUAAUUAAUAAUUUAGUAGAUAAUAAAAAAAAUCAAGUUCAUUUGCUGAAAAAUGGAAAUUCAAGUGGGAUUGUUUCUUUUAAUAAACAAGUUUGGAUAGUUUAUAAUACUUGUCCUUUCGAUACGAUUGUACAAUCACUUUUUAGCAGCACCUUAGAAAAUCCUGGGUUUCGUGAAUUUGUUAAUAAGUCUAAAAAUCCUACUCUUAAAUUUUUAGUUGCUUUUUUGAAUAAAGGACCAACGAACGAAAUUAAUAAAAAAAGACUGGCUGUUUUAUAUGAUUUGUAUAAAGAUACAGAAGUAAGUCAAAAUAAAAAUGGAAAUUCUGUAGCUUUAUCUCGAACAAUUUCAUGUCAAGAUAACGUCAAUAGUCUUUGGAGUAAACUAGUCGCCGAAGAACCGAGUUUAUUUGAAUAUACUGAAUGUCCCAAUCUUAAUUGUAACGAUCAUAAAACUGCUGUACCUGUCCUAUCGGUCAAUUAUAAUACAAUUAUACGGAAUGGAUUUAAUGAUUUAGAAAAAGCAUUAGACUUUCAUAGUUUUGUAUAUAAAAUUUAUUGUCACAGUUGUCGUCAAAAAAGUCAAAUACCUAAAAGGAUUCCAAAUAUUUAUUUAUUUAUAGAGCUUGACGUUAAAUUAAUAAAUGAACAAAAUGGAAGAAAAUGUAAACUAACACAAUUACCUGUAUAUUUAAAUCUUAUUGUUAGAGAUGAGUGUGAUGUUGAACAAAAUCUACGUUAUCGUUUAUCUGGAGUAGCGGGAUAUAGAAAUUUUCAUUAUGUCGCUUACUGUCGAAAAUUAUCUGGAGCAUGGAAAAUUUUCGAUGACACCCGAUCUUCACCAGAUUCAGUUAACGAUUCCACUGAAAUUACACCACACGGUGUUCUUUAUAUUGCUGAGAAACAAUAAAUCUAAAUUUUGG